CGAAUGUUACUAGUUAGUAAAAACAUGGUGGGGACAAGAGCGUGAAUAUCCACGAGAUGCCAUGAUGGAGGAAAUCGCAACAAAUGAUUCAAGUGGAGAAAAUGCAAGUCCAUCUUUUUGUGCUGGAUGUUUAAACGCCAUUGACGAAGACGAAUUUAUCCAGGCAUUGAGCCAGGAAUGGCAUAUUGACUGUUUCCGGUGCUCAGCUUGUGAUGCAGGCUUGUCGUCUUGGUAUUUUGAAAAAGACGGUUUACUAUUUUGUAAAAAUGAUUAUUGGGCUGCAUAUGGUGAGGCUUGCCAGGGAUGUGGCCAAGUUAUCACCGGUCCAGUUAUGCUGGCUGGAGAUCACAAAUUUCAUCCAGAAUGUUUUGCCUGUAAUUCCUGCAGUAAUUUCAUUGGCGAUGGAGAAAGUUAUGCUCUCGUUGAAAGAUCCAAGCUAUAUUGUGGCAUUUGUUACAAAAGGCAAAUGCAGCCACUUAGCAAAACCGCAAACUAUCCAUUUGUCAGGAAUCCACACAGUAUAAGAUUGGUUGAAAUACCUCCAAACACGAAUGGUGCUAAUCAAGAUCCAUGUCGACAAAGAGGCAUUAAACUCUCUUUGGAUACAUCUCCAAGUCCGAGAAGUUGUGGAGGAGCAUUACUACGCAUCUCUGAGUUAAUGAGAAACGUGCGUGGAAAAAUCAGUAAGCUGGCUGCCUCUGUGAUGGAGGUUCUGUUUAGGCUAUGCUGCAACUUCUCUAAUUAUAGACUGAACAUGACUAGUGAUCUUAUGUCAUUACAUAUUGGUGACCGAAUUUUAGAAGUGAAUGGAACACCAGUCAAAGAACAACCCAUCGAAAGUAUAGAAAAUUUAAUACGAUACUCCGACACCGUCCUACAGUUAACCAUCGAACAUGACCCGGAUGCAGUGUCUAGAAGACCAUCUUUUCCAAAUGCUGCUUCAUCUAUAGUUACCAGUGCUCUUUGUACAAAAACUAGCCCAGAGGGUAAAGAAAGGCUAUUUAAACGGCGAGAUGAGGGAUACAUCAGUGGUACAAGGAGUAGGCAACUUAGGAGAACGCAAGAUCCCACUCACAAAGAGCGCAGCAGUUCGAUGUCUAGACUACUUGAUUGUUCCCCACAACCCAGUGCAACAUCUGAUUUGAGUCGUACCAGAUCUUUCCGAGUAGAACCUAAGAAUCAGCGAAUAUUCAGAGCUAGUGAUCUAGUAAAAGGCGAGCUUCUGGGUAAAGGCUUCUUUGGCCAAGUGUAUAAAGUGACUCAUCGGGAUACCGGCGAAGUUAUGGUGCUCAAGGAAUUGUAUCGAGUUGACGAAGAAGCUCAAAAGAACUUUUUGAAAGAGGUUGCAGUGCUGCGUUCCCUGAGUCAUAACAAUGUGCUUAGAUUCAUUGGAGUUCUUUACAAAGAAAAGAAAUUGCACCUUGUAACCGAGUAUAUUUCUGGUGGUACAUUACGAGAUCUCCUCCAUGACACAAACGAACCUUUGCCAUGGGAACAGCGAACUUCAUUUGCAAAAGAUAUUGCUGCUGGCAUGGCUUACCUGCAUUCCAUGAACAUCAUUCAUCGUGAUCUGAACUCACAUAACUGCCUGGUAAGAGAAGACAAAACGGUUGUUGUCGCGGACUUUGGCUUGGCAAGAAUCAUUCAGAACAGCAAUUCACCCGACAAACGCAAAUAUAGUCGACAUUCAGGGGAAACUCGAAGUUCUAAGAGAUGUGAACGCAAAAAAAGGUAUACAGUUGUAGGUAAUCCGUAUUGGAUGGCCCCUGAAAUGAUGAAGGGUAAUAAGUAUGAUGAAAAAGUUGAUAUAUUCAGUUACGGGAUAGUACUUUGUGAAAUAAUUGGUAGGGUUCAAGCCGACCCUGAUUAUCUUCCGAGAUCUUCUGAUUUUGGCUUGAAUCAAAAUGUUUUCAAGGAAAAAUUUUGCACGAAUUGUCCCGAAACCAUUUACAUGAUUGCCUUUUUGUGCUGCGAUUUAAACCCAGAUAAACGACCUCCAUUCGAGGUCAUGGAAGUCUGGUUUGAAGGUCUGGCAAUGCACUUGUCUGUUGGUGCGCCAUUAGCUUCAGACCUAGACUUCGACAUUCGUCAUUAUACUGGGCCCAGCCCAAGUAGCAGUGAAUCAACGACUCCAGAAACGUUGGCGCCGCAAUUGAAGCCAAUUCGUGAAGGACAAGUUCAUCAAGAGAAGAAACGUUCCUGCGGAUGUGAUGAUAGCACCUUAGAGCGAGACCCGAGUCCGGUGAAUAACAAAAAUCCGAAAAUACCAGAGAUAAUUAGCCCAGAUAAAUAUACUAGAGAAAAUGUUAAACUGAAUGAAUCUACUGGCGCCAAAACCUUGGGAAGAUAUUCCCGACAAAAUUCAAGAUCUAAAGAAUCGUUGUCCGAUAGAGAAAAAUCUACCAAUGCAAUUCCUCUAGAAUCUAGUGACCUCAACGGGAAAUAUUCGCGUCAAAACAGUAAAACGAAGUCCAAGGAUACUCUUCCCUCAGAUAUUUCAAAGACUGGCCUAUAUUUACGGCAGAAUAGUAAAAAUAAAGGUCUGACUGAAAAAUAUUACACCAAAAGACAGGACAGUAUGCCUCAGGAAAAACCUGGUAAUUUGUUGUCUCCAUCAAAUGAAAGAUACAUGAAGCAGUUCAGCUGUUCCAAGGAUGUCACUGCCAGAGCAGACAAUUCCAUUGUAGAACAUAGUAAUCAAUGCGUAGAUGCAGUUCCUCCAGAGCCGUUGAUUGAGAAGAUCAAGUUUGUUGGCCAAGCCAACAUCGAAAGUGAUUUGGACAGACCCUUGGUUCCGUGCAAUGUAGGAAAUAAAUUUUCUUAUCAAUUCAAUACUCCUACUGUAACACAUAAAGCCAAGGGGGUGUCUGGGAAAAAUUCAAGCGAAAGCGUUAAUAGUAAGAGCAAAUCAGAUGGUGCUUUCAAUACUUCAGACGCAGCUAGCGUCGUGAGCUCUUACUUACGACAGAUUGCAAAGGGAAAAAUAUCUCCUGAAAAAGAGAAUAGAACUGUGUCUAGAUACAACACUUCUAAUUCUAUGAAUAGUAAUUCGAGUAGAAGCUCUUCCGAGAGUUCCAAAUCGCCAGCUGGAUUGUACUUGAGAAGGACUAAAAUUUCACCAACGAAGGAACAGCUCAAAAACGCAUUUUCACAAGACAGUGCGUCCUCCAACAAAAGCUCAUUCGACAAUGGUUCUAUUGAAAAUACCUCAAAGUUGGGAAAAUCGGGCUUGCUAUUUAGUCAAUCUAAACCUAAAAAGGUUAUUCAGAACGCUAGCUCGAGAAGUUAUGAAAGUACAGUCCCUGGUUCAGACAACAGGUUUUCAUUAAAAGGCAGUCUGGGACUCCCAAACAGCAUGCCCAAAGAAGAUGUGUUCAAGCAACUGGGUGUAGAUCAUUCGCAAGCUGUAGUUCCAAAAAAUGAUAAUCUCUUUAGACAGGAUAGCUUUGGCUCUGAUGCCAGUACUUUAAAGAAAAGUGACCUUUAUCAUACGGAUAGUUUUUGUUCAAACGAGAGUACGUUGAAAAAAGAUGAUUUUUAUAGAUUGAAUAGCAUCGACUCCGAUACGAUAUCUCUACCAGGUGGGGACAAAAGUUUGAAAUGUUCAUGCAAAAUAUCUGGACAGUGUAAAUGCUCCAGAGGUUUUGAUGAAAAUUCGAGUGAUGAAAAAAACCAUUUCAUAGCUCACCAUGAUAUCGUGAAAUCCCUCCAAGCUGAUUCGAGAAUUCCUCCGAAUGAACAAAACGACACACGGCAGGCCUACAGCGGAAGUUUCCGGGCUUCUCAGAAACCGAUAGAGGAUCGUACUAGUUAUAAACAUUUUGAUCUUUGUAGACAGGAUAGUUUUGGAUUAGACAGUGCACUGGGUACCAUGAAAAGUGAUUUCUUUGCUGAUUUAAAUUUAGUUAAGCUCAGGGGUGGCGGAGCAACACCUGAAUUAUGUUGUACCCCAGAAAGGUGUUGCACACCUGAACGGCCUGUUUCACCAGUCGAAAGUACUGCUCUAUGAUCUGAAAUAGCUGCUUUUGGUAUAUGCUAAACAAAGUACAUAGUGCAAUAUAACAAUGGCAAUUUAUUUUCUUCUUGUGUAAUAUAAUGCGUUAGUUUCGCAAUAUGUAUUUGUAAAUAGUAGGAGGUAACAUGUAAUGAGACUUCAUUAUAUGAAGUGAUCUUGGUUGGUAAACGAUAAUAUCAGGAGACUGCAGCCGAUUUCGACAGAGCUCUACGGCGUUUGGAUCGUCUUCACUGAUCUGUUUUUUUAUCGUUCUUUUUUAAUGUGUGGGAUAAUACGAAAAACUGAGCUUACAAGUUGUACUAAUUCUUAUUCAAGUAUACAUAGAAACAAGUGUCGUAAAUUAUUUCCACUAAAGUUUACACGAGCUUGAUGAUAAUUUAUAGAGUCAGGCUGGGUAUUCGUGAAAUUCUUCCUUAGGUAUGUUUGGUUUUUAGAAAACGGACAACAUACAUUCCUACAUAAUCUUGCCCCUAAAUCUAUGAAAUGGCUGGUUUUUUCGAGAGUAAGUGAUCUGGAUUUAUCAUUGCUGCAUUCCAUUGUUAAAAUUUAUCAUUGACAGAAGUGUGUUCUUUGUUAGAAUUUUUUUCAGAAAUAUGAAUUGGAAGACUAUAUGAUUCCUAGAAGGCAAAAAAUGAAUUUUGUAGGGGGGACGAGGCAAGUCUAGAUAAAUUUUAGAACAUUUAUAUGAAGAGAAAACUGUUGAGGCUCAAACUUGUUCUCUCUCGUACUUUAAUAGGGAGGGUUCAUAAUUAAGAUACGUAACUCGUACCCAAGUUACACAAGUAUUAAAUGAAAAGACUGUAGAGAAAACGUGUUUGAGCCCCAAUGAUUAGACAUUUGUGUAAAUUCAAAUCUAUUUUUGGAGUCGAAAAUGCAGGCACAUAGCGAGUUAGCGAAAAAAAAAAUUUUGGCACCGAUUUUGAAUCGAUUAUAAUUGGAUCUUGUAUUGUUUUUUUUUUAUACCUUGAAAUGCAUAAAUAAAUUUUUAGUACGUAAAGUAACUAUAAAAACCAAACCGCAGAUGAAAGUCUGUGUCUGUAUAGAACUCUCUACGUGUACAUAAAUCUGUACAUAGUUUUUGGCCUUCUGAAAUUAGGUUUCACAACGAAGAUGAAAUACAUCCGUACUAGUGUUGAAGUAUACUAAAGAAGCCUAGCACUAACACAUUUUUGUUUUUCAUCUAGACCUUAUCAUUAAGAAAAAAUAUUAAUCGCAGGAUAAAAUAAAUUAUAUAAUCAGAUCUUAUUUAUCGUCUUGUAAUGUUCUAGCUGUUUUCGUUAUUAUUUAAGUUCGUAUGCGCAAUGCAGUAUUUUUUUUUUUUAGUGAGUAUUGUUUACAAAAAAUUUAAAUUUAAUACCUGUGUGAUUGUGACCGUUGAAAGACUGCUAAUAAUUCCAUUAAAGAUGGCUUAUAAUCUCAGCUUUUUUUUAGAAUUAGUUUCGACAACUCGUCAGUUGUCUCUAGAGUGUUGACAUAAUUUAUCACCAGCUAGAGUGCGAUUAUUAAUCUCAUUUCAUUGAUUCUACCCUGCGGUUGAAAUAUAAUUAUCUGUUACCUAAUUUACAAUCAAAAUGUACUUAAUGUAUUAAGUUAUCGUAUAAUUGAACUACAGAAUGAUUGUCGACAAAAAAUGUCGAAUUGAAACCGCGACAAUGAGCCCAUAAAAAGAAACAAAUUGUAUACGUCAGUGAUGAAAUGUUUAUUUUUUUGGGCGCCUAAUUGAUGAAUCAAUUAGACUCAUUAGAACUUCACAUCCUGAGUGCAUUCCUUCUUAUGCUGUUGAUAAAUAGUUUCGGUGGCAUUGUCGUAAUGGUUUCAAACAAAUGUAUAAGCGUUAAACGUUGUCUGUGAUAGAAAGUGUUGCGAAACUGUGUAGCAAACAAUCAAGUAUUUGUAAUUAUUAACUGGCUACAAUGAAGUUUAACAUGAAUAAUAUUAUUUACAAUACUCAUAUUCAAAUAUAACAGAACUAAAUACGUCUACUAUAGUUGAAUGAAAUCUAACAUUUAAUAUCUUUUUUUUGUAUAAAUUUGAGUUCGUAUCAAUGAUGAUAAAUGAGUAAUAACGGUAAUAUUUCUGAGAUAUUUUUUAAAUAACAGUAUUGAGCAUUCAGUGUUGUUUGGUCACAUGGUCAGUAUUAAAAAUGUCAAUAAUAUCUUUGAAAAAAAAAUGGUAUUUCAAUAUCUUGUAAAUUUGUACAAAAUACGCCAGCACAGUUGUUAUCAUAUUUUUGAUGCACCACUGACCGUUUAUAGACUUGGUCGUUGUAUAAUAAUAGAGUGGAUUUAUUGAGCUGCUGACUCGCCUGCGUAUGUAAAUCCAAUUGUUGCAAUACUAUAGAUCGGAUAAGAAUCAGGGAAUUGCUGAAUGGCUCAAACAAAAUACACACGCUAAACAAUGCGUAUUUCAAUGUUCCAGCAUCUUACGAUAUUAAAACGAAUAACAAUCUUCAUUACUUGUGCAACGUUGAAACUAUAAUAGGUAUCCUGAUAAACGGAAUUUCUCACUAACGUUUUCAAAUUAAAAAAUAAAAAAGUGCCACGCGUGUAGAUUUUAGUUCAUUGAAUAUUUUAACAACGUUGUUACGUCGCGGGAGAUUUUCCAAGUUGAAAUUUCAAGAAGAAAACCUAAAUUUCGAUAUCGCCUUCUGACUUUUUGUUAAGGCUCUUAUCCGAUGUCUCGUCAUCUAGUUGUAACGUGCAGCGUGCCGUGUGAAACUUAUCAACGAAAAAAAUCAUCCGCUGCGGAUAUAGCCUUUUAUACCUUUGGUACCGUUUAAUUGUAGAAUCAUUUAUCGAUGAUAAUUUUUAACGCACAGUUAUAAUAGUGCUAAACAAUGUGUCCGAUUUAACAUUCCAAUAAUGCAGAAAAGAAAAAUUUCAACAAUAAAACGUUUGUUAAUAAUAA
Molecule: messenger RNA, 6922 nt
Organism: Athalia rosae (coleseed sawfly)
Lineage: Eukaryota; Metazoa; Arthropoda; Insecta; Hymenoptera; Athaliidae
Gene: LIMK1
Product: LIM domain kinase 1
Exons: 8
Coding region: 62-4009 (1315 amino acids)
Biological process (GO): actin cytoskeleton organization; protein phosphorylation
Cellular component (GO): nucleus; cytoplasm
Molecular function (GO): ATP binding; protein binding; protein serine/threonine kinase activity
Source: RefSeq, a predicted model, not a curated record